This is a messenger RNA of Myotis brandtii (Brandt's bat), 1366 nucleotides long. Its product is annotated as nuclear body protein SP140-like protein. The record is from RefSeq and is a predicted model, not a curated record. Gene Ontology annotation, cellular component: nucleus. Gene Ontology annotation, molecular function: protein binding; DNA-binding transcription factor activity, RNA polymerase II-specific; DNA binding. Gene Ontology annotation, biological process: regulation of transcription by RNA polymerase II. NCBI's taxonomy places the organism in Eukaryota, Metazoa, Chordata, Mammalia, Chiroptera, Vespertilionidae. The transcript has 10 exons. The coding region runs from base 73 to 990 and encodes 305 amino acids.
GAACAUGUUCAUACAAAUAUUUGGGCCAUCCAAAAGAUAAAUGGAGAAAAGCAAAAUAUAUCUUCCUGCAGAAUGCUAGCCCAUUUGUGUGAAGCUUUCCUAAAGUUUCCCUCAUCCCACAAAAAUUGUUUGUUCUCAUCUUACUCAACAAAUCUUAAGCUGGUGGUACUGCCAACAAUUAGGGAAACUGGAGGGGGAAAAAUGCACACAGAUGUGGAAGUGGAUUAUACGGCUGAAAUCCUUCCUGUGACCUGUGGGGAGAUGGUGGGCAUGUUAAUUAAGAGAAAAUUGAAACGAGGAGCCACGGUGAAGUGUAUAAGGAGAGAGGAUGGAAAUUGGUACACCCCCAGGGAAUUUGAAGUUGAAGGAGGCUAUGAAAAAUCAAGUAACUGGAAGAACAGUGUGUACUGCGGUGGGACAGCCCUAAAAAACCUGAAAGAGUAUCUACCUGAACUUCCAGGAAAAGGUGGCGUGAAGAAAAAGCUGAAAAACGCAGCGAAAUGCAAGAUCUGUGAGGAUGAAGGAAAGCUCUUCAACUGCAGUCGUUGUUUCAGCUUCUUUCAUGAGGACUGUCACAUCCCACCUGUGGAUACUAAGAGGAUCCGUGAGUGGAGAUGUACCUUCUGCACAAUAAAAGUAUCUUCAAGAAGUCAGCAGUGUUGCAGUGAAUCUGAAGUCCUGGAGAGACAAAUGGGGCCAGAAGAGAAGUUGAAAUGUGAAUGCCUACUCCUAAACGUCUAUUACCAUUUAGAGAGCAUCAUUUUUCCGAAUAUUCCACAUGAACAUUAUGUUCAAAAGGCUUCUCAAUGCCUAAAGACACUUAAGGGCUUGGAUGAAAUCAAGAAGAGUUUAACUGAGGGACAUUACCUCCAAGUGGAGGAGUUUGUGCUUAAAAUAAACAACAUCUUUCAGGAUCAUAAGCACAAUGAUUCUGACCUAACAGAAGAGGAAUUUAAGAAGAAUUUCAAAGACGUCUUUGCUAUUCAGUAAACAAAUCAGAACAGUUCACUAGUGUAGUGGAUGCUGUUGAUACCCUGGAAAAUCUCACUUUCAGGCAGAUUUCUCAUCCCUGCUGUUAUGUGUAUUGAUUGCUUAUGCCAUCUCUCCCCAGUGUAUUUCUUUGGGCCAAAUGGAGGCAUAUUCACCUGAAAGUUAAAUCUCUUUGUCCUGGGGGCUGGUUCCCAGCACCAAAGAUGAACCAACCAUGUGGAGUGAUUCAUGUUCCUGUGCUCCUCAGGGAAUCAGCCUAGAGCUAGUCUCCAGCUAUGACCACAUCUUUGCUUAGCAUUUCCCAGCACAGUGUCCUGCUUCCCUUAUUCUUCCUCCUCCCAAGAAAAUUCUCACAAUAAAUCACUGACUAAAGAGA